Molecule: messenger RNA, 1926 nt
Organism: Gopherus flavomarginatus (Mexican gopher tortoise)
Lineage: Eukaryota; Metazoa; Chordata; Testudines; Testudinidae
Exons: 2
Coding region: 1-927 (308 amino acids)
Source: RefSeq, a predicted model, not a curated record
AUGCUAGUGCCCCUCACUCCCGACCCGCAGCCCCUGCCAGCCCAGCCCUGCCCCCCCAGCUCUGCCGGUGCCCCUCACUCCCGACCCGCAGCCCCUGCCAGCCCAGCCCUGUCCCCCCAGCUCUGCCGGUGCCCCUCACUCCCGACCCGCAGCCCCUGCCAGCCCAGCCCUGCUCCCCCAGCUCUGCCGGUGCCCCUCACUCCCGACCCGCAGCCCCUGCCAGCCCAGCCCUGUCCCCCAGCUCUGCCGGUGCCCCUCACUCCCGACCCGCAGCCCCUGCCAGCCCAGCCCUGCCCCCCCAGCUCUGCCGGUGCCCCUCACUCCCAACCCUCAGCCCCUGCCAGCCCAGCCCUGCCGGUGCCCCUCACUCCCGACCCGCAGCCCCUGCUAUCCCAGCCCUGCCCCCCACCCAGCCCUGCCGGUGCCCCUCACUCCCGACCUGCAGCCCCUGCUAUCGCAGCCCUGCCCCCCCCCAGCCCUGCCGGUGCCCCUCACUCCCGACCCGCAGCCCCUGCCAGCCCAGCCCUGCCCCCCCAGCUCUGCCGGUGCCCCUCACUCCCGACCCGCAGCCUCUGCCAGCCCAGCCCUGCCCCCCCAGCUCUGCCGGUGCCCCUCACUCCCGACCCGCAGCCCCUGCCAGCCCAGCCCUGUCCCCCCAGCUCUGCCGGUGCCCCUCACUCCCGACCCACAGCCCCUGCCAGCCCAGCCCUGCCCCCCCAGCUCUGCCGGUGCCCCUCACUCCCGACCCGCAGCCCCUGCCAGCCCAGCCCUGUCCCCCCAGCUCUGCCGGUGCCCCUCACUCCCGACCCGCAGCCCCUGCCAGCCCAGCCCUGUCCCCCCAGCUCUGCCGGUGCCCCUCACUCCCGACCCGCAGCCCCUGCCAGCCCAGCCCUGGGCUCCCCCUUCCCCUGUAGCUCACCGCGGUGAGCAGACUCCAGCGCAGACCCCAAGGUUAAUUCAAUGUCUCCGUUUGUCUCUGGGUUUCCCCCUCCGCCUCCCUGGCUCUCUGCGGGUCUGUCUCUGCACAGAGCCCGGCUGGCCGCUCCCUGCUCCGUCCCACUUUCGCUUUCACUCUCUGGUUCCGUAACCCGGGGCCCUGAGCCAGGCUGGGCUCUUGGGGUCUCUCCCUAGAGCCGUUUGGUUCUGCAGGGCCCAGUAGCACUGGACGGUGAACGGACCCGAGUCCUCGCUCCAGUUCCCUUUACCCAGAGGCCUCCCUGCCCUGCAGGACUCCCCAUGUGGACUGCCCUCCUAACCCUGACAAGUCUGGGCCCCGGGUCCCUGGGAGACUGCACCCCAGUCUGGCUGUGGGUCGCUCAGGAGAGGGAUCCCCACUCCGGGGUGCUCGGGGCAGCUUCCCCGACCCUCUGACCUCUGCAAACCAGCAGCCGUGCUAAGGGAAAUAAGGGGAAAGGGGGAAAGUUAAUGGAACAAGGGGCCCCACCCAAAGGGCCCAGGGAGACUAGAAACAACCAUCUCUGGGGCUGUAAGGAAAGGUCACUGGCUGCUCUUCACAUGUCCCAGCCUCCUGCCCCUGCCCUGGCUGCUCUGCGGUGACACCACAGGUCAGACACGUGCUCUGGCGGUGCCCACAUGCCCUCAGGCACUGGCUCCGUGGGUGCUCCAGGGAUGGAGCACCCACAGGGAAAAAAAUGGUGGGUGCUUAGCACCCGCCGGCAGCCAGCCUAUCAACACCUCUCCCUCCCCCCAGCGCCUCCUGCCUGUCAGCAGCCCCCCCGAUCAGCACCUCCCCCAGCCUCCCAGCACCUACUGCCUGCCACCAAUCAGCUGUUUCGUGGCGUUAGGAGGUGCUGGGGGGCAGGGGGGAGCGAGGGCCCAGCGGGCCAACAGCCCCUGACACUGGGCACAUGGACCGAGCCUGGGCAGAUUCCCUGGACUCUGGCCCAGGGCCUGUCCCCUCAGAAC